UGAAGAUCAAGUUUUGGACCUAGACUCAUUGGGUGAUCAUUUCAUCCAGACCAACUUGAAUGAGCUGGUGAAAAGUUCAAAAGGCAUCUACUACAACUGAGAAACUAUGUCUCCAGCAGCCUCUAAAGCCCAAGAGUCCAGUGGAUCAUCAGACAGAUUCAAGAUGGAAAAACAGCAAGAAGAAGCAGAAUGGGAAAGCAUAAAUGUGCUGUUGAUGACACAUGGCUUAAAACCUUUGUCCAUAGUCAGAAGAACAGAUCUAAAAGAUCUCAUCGUUUUUGACAAACAAUCAUCACAAAGGAUGAGAGAGAAUUUUCAGACGUUGGUGGAAGACACAGCACGUCAACAGAACGUGAUACGGGAGCUCAUAGAAACUAAUCAGCAGCUUAAAAAUGAACUUCAGCUGGAACAAAGGCGAACAGCAGAUCAGGAACAACGAGCUAAUGACUUGGAACAAAUUAUGGAGAGUGUGAAAUCUAAAAUUGGUGAAUUGGAGGAUGAAUCCCUAAAUAGGGUUUGUCAGCAACAGAAUGAAAUGAAAGAUCUUCAAAAGGAGCAUGCAGCUUUACAGGCAAAAUGUCAGCGUUACAAGAAAAAGCGAAUGGAACAACAAGAGACUAUUGCAUCUUUGCAAAAGAAUAUCUAUAGAUUAACAAAGGAGGAAGAAGAGCGCAUUGUUACUCAAAACAGAGUGUUUGCCUAUCUCUGCAGAAGAGUUCCUCAUAGUGUCUUGGAUAGACAGUUGCUUUGCCUGAUCGAUUACUAUGAAUCUAAAAUUAGAAAAAUUCAUCAACAAAGACCAUGUAAAGAAGAUGAAAGUCAGUCAGAAGAAGAAAAAGACUAUACAGUUCUGGAUGCGUCACCAAAUUAUAAAGGCCUUCUAGUGUCAUUACAAAAUCAACUCCAGGAAUCAAAAUCCAAGAUUGAUGUACUUUUAAGUGAAAAGCUGAACCUUCAAAAAGAUUUGGAAACUAGGCCCACACAGCAUGAAUUAAGACUUUAUAAACAACAAGUGAAGAAACUGGAGAAAGCCCUUAAGAAAAACAUCAAAUUACAGGAGCUUAUCAGCCAAAAAAAGGCUGAAGACCCAAAGAAAGAUGAUGAGCCCAGCAAAGAUAACCAGCAACAGGCCCUAAUUGACAAUAAAUACUUCCAGGUGCUAUGUAGCAUCAAUUCAAUUAUUCAUAAUCCAAGAGCUCCAGUAAUAAUUUAUAAACAGAGCAAAGGAGGAGCCCAACAUUUUAAUAAAGUUUUUGUUCAAGAUUGUGGAUUUGAGCAUCUUGUUCCUGUAAUAGAAAUGUGGGCAGAUCAACUGACAUCCCUGAAGGAUUUGUAUAAAUCUUUGAAAAUACUAUCUGCAGAACUGGUGCCUUGGCAUAAUUUAAAGAAGCAGGAUGAAAAUGAAGGUAUCAAAGUGGAAGACCUCUUGCUUAUGGUAGAUACCAUGUUGGAAGAAGUUGAAAAUAAAGAAAAGGACAACAGUAUGCCAAACUUUCGAAUUUUACAAGCUGUUGUUUCUCACUUCCAAAAAUUGUUUGAUGUGCCUUCUUUGAAUGGAAUCUAUCCUCGAAUGAAUGAAGUUUAUAUUAGGCUUGGAGAAAUGAACAAUGCUGUGAGAAACCUCCAAGAACUCUUAGAACUAGAUAGUUCUACCUCAUUGUGUGUGCUUGUAAGCACAGUUGGAAAAUUGUGUAGAUUAAUUAAAGAGGGUAUAAAUGAACAGGUUAAGCAGGUACUGGGACCUGCAGAUCUCCAGAGCAUUAUCCACAAAUUGAAAGAGCAUGACGAAUUUUUCCCACCAUUUCAGGCAUUUACUAAUGAUCUACUUGAAAUUUUAGAAAUUGAUGAUCUGGAUGCCAUUGUACCUGCAGUAAAGAAAUUAAAAGUACUUGCCUACUGAAUGCAAAUCAAAUCAUUUUGACUGUGUAAAUUGUAUUUUUAGACAGUCUAAAUAUUUUAUAUGGUUAAUCUUAUUUGGAGACGAGUUAUAAAAUGUAUUUUCUCUCAGAAUUUACCCUUUCUUAACACUGGGUCCUUCUCCAUACUAUUUUUUUUUUUUUUUAAACUUUUGAGAUUCUUAUACAGAAAACAGUUGCUAAAUUAAUUGGGCUUCAGAACCCCUUAUCACUUAAGCAGUUUUUGAGUGGCUGAAGUUUAA
Molecule: messenger RNA, 2158 nt
Organism: Orycteropus afer afer
Lineage: Eukaryota; Metazoa; Chordata; Mammalia; Tubulidentata; Orycteropodidae
Gene: CEP70
Product: centrosomal protein 70
Biological process (GO): regulation of microtubule cytoskeleton organization; cilium assembly
Cellular component (GO): centrosome
Molecular function (GO): gamma-tubulin binding
Source: RefSeq, a predicted model, not a curated record